UUUAGCAGAGCUACAACUCAUCCACAGAGUGCCCUGAUGGAGGAAACUAGCCUUGGCUGUGUUUGCAAGCAAAAGAUAUGCUCCUUAAUUGAUAUUUUCAUGAAGAGGGACCACAUGAGAGAUCUCAGAAGAUACCUGGUACUCAAAUAUAUCCAGUACUUAGUCUUGCCUUCUUCGAAUACUCUCCUCACACUUCUGGGAUUGUUGGGCAGCCUAUAUACAACACUCAUCUUGAAGUCUCCAAAUAUUUCAUACAAAUGCACUGUUGUUUUUAUUUCACAUCUAGCAAAAGCAGACAGUCUUGUUUUUGUUAGCAUGGUUUCCAAAAGGAUCGUACAGACAUUUGAUGCUCAAAUCCUACCUGCAACCUUUACAACAACCCUGUUGCAGAAUUUCCUUACUGCAAACACACACAUUAGUUACAUGCUGCUAAGCUGCGUUGCCUGUGAGGCUCUUUUGAUAACCCUGUUUCCAGCAGAAUCUCGCCAUAUAAGAACGGUGAAGCAUGCCAGACAGACAUCUAAUAUAAUAUGGAGUUUAGUGAUUGCAGAGUGCAUCAUAUUUCAGAUGGCAGGAUUCCAAGAAGCUGACAUUGCCUCUUUUGGCAUCAACAGUCGAUAUAUUUGGUUGUUCCAUUUCUCUUACAUGGCAGCAUCUCUCCUCAGAUCACUUACUUCCUUCAUAGGGUUGUCUUUAAGGAUCAUCAAUGUAUACAUUUACUACAAAAUAUUUUUUAAUGCAUCUAACACAGGGGACAGCAAAACUUGACCCACAGGCCAUAUCCGGCCCCCAAAUGAUUUUAUCUAGCACAUGAGCAGGUGUCAUGGGUGGUGGCUCUGUCUCCAGCCUCUGCUGGUGCC
This is a messenger RNA of Alligator sinensis (Chinese alligator), 860 nucleotides long. Its product is annotated as P2Y purinoceptor 2-like. Bases 37 to 768 code for a protein of 243 amino acids. The transcript is spliced from 2 exons. The record is from RefSeq and is a predicted model, not a curated record. Gene Ontology annotation, biological process: phospholipase C-activating G protein-coupled receptor signaling pathway; positive regulation of Rho protein signal transduction. Gene Ontology annotation, molecular function: G protein-coupled receptor activity. Lineage: Eukaryota; Metazoa; Chordata; Crocodylia; Alligatoridae.